AUGGAGGAACCUUCAAGGGAGAGUCAAAGGGGUGGAACCCUCUCUAAUCAUGUCACGCGUGUCUAUGUGCGGUUAUUUGAUGCUUAUGACACGGGUGAUAUGUGGUGUGGAUGGGUUUUCGCGGAGUCUUCUAGGAAAUUGAGGAUUGUAAUUUGGCACGUCGCUGGCGGUUUGGAAAUGUUGACGGAGUCGGACGCACGUUCACGCUUGUCCUAA
Sphenostylis stenocarpa is the source of this 216-nucleotide messenger RNA. NCBI's taxonomy places the organism in Eukaryota, Viridiplantae, Streptophyta, Magnoliopsida, Fabales, Fabaceae. The record is from the annotation of a GenBank genome assembly.